This is a messenger RNA of Sorghum bicolor (sorghum), 411 nucleotides long. RefSeq names its product holotricin-3-like. The transcript is spliced from 2 exons. The record is from RefSeq and is a predicted model, not a curated record. NCBI's taxonomy places the organism in Eukaryota, Viridiplantae, Streptophyta, Magnoliopsida, Poales, Poaceae. The coding region runs from base 1 to 411 and encodes 136 amino acids.
AUGGAGCGCGAGCGCCGCCACCUCGCCGCUGCCUCAGCGCACCUCCACCUCGCCGCGGCCGCACACUACAUGGCGGCGGCUGGCGGCGGCGGGCUGGGCCACGGAGGGCACGGCGGCGCCGUCGCGCCGGGCCACGGAGACGACGACGUCGAGGUUGGCGGCGGCGGCGCGCUGGGCCACGGAGGGCACCACGGAGAGGACGACGUCGAGGUUGGCAGCGGCGGCGGCGGCGUCGCACUGGGCCACGGAGGGAACGGUGAAAGCUGCUGGUCUCGAUCUGCCACACUGCAGGAGCUGGAGUGGACGAUGCAGGACCUCUACGAGCUCCUCCUGCUGCUGGCCUCUCCUUCGUCCCUACAAGGGGCUGCCGCAGGACGUGGUGGAGGGGGCAGCCCUGGACGUGGGCAGUGA